AUGUUGUCCAACGUUGCCACCGAGUAUAAGCUCAAUUCCCCAGAGGAUUGGGACGAUUGGCAAAACAAACUUCUCAAUCGGGCCAGAGCCAAUGAUCUUCUUCCUAUUCUCCAGGGAACUGAGAGACCAAUCAAGAAACCUGUUCGACCAAAGAUACAAGACUAUCUACCUGAAUCCCAGAACACUACACAAAACCGUGUAGGUGCAGCUCAAGGAACGCGUCAGAACUCUGCUCAAUCAACCCAAACCACCACGACUGAAGAUACAACUGAUGAUCGUACUGAGCAGAGGGUAAGAAAUGACUUCAACCUACGUCUCAAUAACUACAAAAUGGAGUUCAGUGAGUGGGAGGUUCAGCGUAGAGACAUCGACAAAAUCUUUGAAUGGAUGAAGCGGACCGUGUGCCACAGCUAUCUUAAGACCUGUGUACACGUGACACACAGUUGGAAGAAAGCGUACAAUAACUUAAAGAUGCAACGACGUAUACGAGAUGACUAUAACCAGCACAUGAAACCUUUCAGAGGUACUCCGCGAGAUCCGGAGGCUUGGUUGAUUAAGUGGGAAGAAAUCAUGCUUCAAGGAAAGAAGAAAUCCAUGUCCUUUGCCCAAGAUACGGAGGACUGGGCAUCUAGGUUUCUCGAAGCUAUUCGACCACUAGAUGAGGCGUGGGUAACGUCUUUUGAGCACUCAAUCGAUCCAAAGAUUGAUGACAAAUCUCUUACCUAUAAGGAUCUGUCAAAUGGCUUCCGGAGACUCAUCCCACGACUCCGUACAAAACGACAAUCCCGUAUAAUAAAAGGCUCUUUCGCCACUCAUCUGAGUAAGAGCGACGACAGCGAAGAAGAAAAUGAAGAAAGCUUGCAGCGAGGGAGAGCUGUGGAGCGUGGUCAACGACGUUCGCAAUCACAAUCAUUUGAAGGAGGACAGCGCAGCGGAUUUGCUCCAGAUAAAAGAGGUGGACCUAAACCGACCUGCCCUGCAUGCGGAGGCAUGCACUUUAUUGACUUCUGCUUCUAUAUUUUUGGUUAUAAGGCUCCUCAAGAGUUUGAGCCAAGACUUUGGCUUCAACAAAGAGCCGAUAGAUGGCUUAACAGCAAUGCACUAUUAGCAAAAGAGAACAGGGACAAGCUCCUUCUCAAAGGAAAGAACGAUCUCGCUCUAGAAGUCGAUCCCAAGAGCGACGAGAACCUAUAA
Molecule: messenger RNA, 1194 nt
Organism: Talaromyces stipitatus ATCC 10500
Lineage: Eukaryota; Fungi; Ascomycota; Eurotiomycetes; Eurotiales; Trichocomaceae
Exons: 3
Coding region: 1-1194 (397 amino acids)
Source: RefSeq, a predicted model, not a curated record